This is a messenger RNA of Magnusiomyces paraingens, 2841 nucleotides long. RefSeq lists its product as uncharacterized. Bases 1 to 2841 code for a protein of 946 amino acids. The transcript has a single exon. Gene Ontology annotation, cellular component: U2-type post-mRNA release spliceosomal complex. Gene Ontology annotation, biological process: spliceosomal complex disassembly. The record is from RefSeq and is a predicted model, not a curated record. Gene Ontology annotation, molecular function: nucleic acid binding. Lineage: Eukaryota; Fungi; Ascomycota; Dipodascomycetes; Dipodascales; Dipodascaceae.
AUGUCUUCGUCUUCAGAUGAGGACUUUUCCGAAGACGAGCUCCGUGCGGGCUGGAAUGGUGCUAGAGCUCCUGUGAGGAAAAAAACUAAAGAUGAGCUUAACGAUGAACGCAUUUAUGGCGUUUUCAACGAAGACAACAACCGCAAUAGCAAAACCAGUUCAUAUGGCGAUCUAAGAUACUCAUCAGUGCUCUUUACACAGUCAUCACCAAAUGAAGAGAAAAAGGCACCAGUAUUUACAAAAUCGUCUGAUUCUGAAGACACCAAGCCUGUAUCAAAACAGUUCAUGGCAUUUGCCCCGGCUUCUAAACCUGAAGACAGUAAACCAUCACAACCAAACAAGUACAUGAUGUUUUCUAAAGCUUCUGAUUCCACUCAGACAUCAAAAUCAGAUUCUAAUACCAUGCAAGGUUCACAGUUGGGUAUGAGAUCUGCCUUUUCCAAUCCAUUAUUUGAGCUCACACUUCCACAGAACCCGCCACUACCAGAAGAACCUAUACCAAGUAACCCAGUAAAAAAACCGCCACAGCUACCAACAUCCAAGAAUGAAAAAACUUAUGGCAUUGGUGCUAAACUCUUGGAGAAGAUGGGCUAUGUCAAAGGACAAGGUCUUGGAAAAGACGGUGGGGGUAUUCUUAGACCUGUUGAGCACAAGUUACGUCCACAAGGUCUUGGUCUUGGUGGUAUUAAAGAACGCACUAAACAAUCAAUUGAAGAGGCGAAAAGACGUGGAGAAAAGAUUGCAGAUGAUUAUGAAGUUUCUGAUGAUGAGAACAAGAAAAAACAAGGUAAAUCGAAAAAAUCUCUAAAACCCCCAAUGUCAGCUGCUGAGCGCACGCGUCGACGUGCUAAAACCCUUUACAAAACAGUUCAUGAAAUGGAAUCCGAAGGAUUGCAUAUACCCAGUGGGUUUAAACAGAUUGUGGACAUGACGCAAAGUCGCAGCGAGCAAAAAGCUGGAGAGGAAGGGGAAGAAGAAGAAGAAGAGGAAGCCAUUACAGCCGAAGAGUCUGCUCUGAUUGAUCAAGUCAAUAAUGAGAUGGAAAAAUAUGGCACAGAAUGGCGGUCUCUGCAAACACGUAAAACAUAUGCCAAGUUUGAGAUUGACCGGCUUGAAGAUAAGGUUAACUUGUUGACAGAUGAAAUCUCUAAGAUGGAGGAGUUUUUGGCAAAAUGCAGUACCUUUCAUAAUAUCUCAGAAAACGAUGAUCCUGUUGAAGCACUCAACAACCUGACACAGACUUUGAUCACAAUUCAGUACCAAUUUUUUAAACAUGCGCACCAUUUUAAUCUAGAUGAACUGGCAGUAGCCACACUUGCACCUCUACUAGAAGAAGCCUUCAAAACUUGGGAUCCACUUCAUUUGCCAACUCAGUUUAUUGAAACUUUCUUACAGUUGAAACCUUUAUUUUAUCGAGAUAAGAAGGUAGACGAAGAAGAAGAUACCCUUUUAAAUCAGGAGGACGAUUAUGAAGAAGAAUGGGAAAAAAAGACAGCUUCUGAAAACCCCAGACAACUCUACGAGCGAUUACUUUACAAUACAUGGGUGCCUAAGAUCCGACACGUUCUACAAGACGAGUGGUUGCCAGAUCAUUCUUCUACUGCUAUUUUGAUGCUAGAAGAAUGGUCUGUUGUUGUUCCUGAAGAAAUCCAAGCUCAGGUCCGUAAAUCCGUGGUGGUUCCGCGUCUUGUGCAUUCAAUUAAACGAUGGCGACCCUCAUCUUACUCCAGUAACUCGUUAAAAGGCAACAGGAAAACUGGAUUGCCACCACCUCCCCAUAUUUGGGUGUUCCCCUGGAUACCGUACUUGGAUGCAGCCAGCGUCGAAGAGAUUUCUCGCGAAGUCAAAGAGCGGUAUAUGCGACUUAUGCGCGACUGGCGUCCUACAGAUGCGGCACCGUUAGAUGGUCUUGCAGAAUGGCGUGAAAUAAUGAGCAAAGCAGAGUUUGCAGAACUGGUACAGGACAGCGUGAUUCCUCGGUUAGGGAAAGUGUUACGCAGCUACGUUAAGCUUAAAAGUGCAAGUAAAUCAUCGGUGACAGCGUUGGAAGCCAUAUGUGCAUGGUGUCCAACUGUUGUUAGAGCUCCUGUGUUUAGUGACCUUUUUUGUGCACAUUUCCUGACUGCUUUUGAAACAUAUUUGUACGAUUGGAUCAUGGAUACAGUGCAACUGGCGGCUGAGAAGAAGACUAGUGAUGAAAAACAACAACAGGAUGCCGAUAAACAAGAGAUGGGGGCGAUAUUGGACUGGUAUGAAGCUUGGUAUAAGGCUAUUCCGCGUCACAUAGCGGAAUUAGAUGCUGUUGAGCGCGAGCUCCAUGCAAGUAUAGAUAUGAUUGAGGAUGCUGUUGACUUAAAGCCUGCCCUACGCCAGACCCGACUAUCUGUGCCGGGACUUGUUGCAGGGCCCAAGACAACGACCAAUACAGCGCGUGCAGAACAGUUUCUGGCUGACCUUGACGCACAGCUUAAAAGCACUGAGCUUAAGGAUGAUGCUGCAAAGAGCGAGCGGGCCAAAAAGAAGAAGAAGAUUCCAAUUAGUCUUCCUGAGUCUCGGGAUAGCCCAGCAGCACAAGAUUUGGCAAGCACCUCGUUUAAAGAUGUGGUUGAAGAUGCCUGUGCAGCAGCAGACUUGUUUCUUACAGCAGCACAUGGGGCACAUCCAGUAUUGGGACAUCCAUUAUACCGAGUCUCCGCGAGUCCCAUAGGGACGUCUGGGAUGCCAGUUUACAUGAAUGAUAAUGUGUUGUGGGUCAAGGCGAGCCGCGGGUCAAAAGAGUAUGAUCCAAUAUCGCUGGACGAUCUGGCCAAGUCAUAUAAACAAUACACCAAGAGCAAGUAA